Messenger RNA from Thrips palmi, 1938 nucleotides. RefSeq names its product lipase 3-like. The coding region runs from base 7 to 1806 and encodes 599 amino acids. The transcript is spliced from 11 exons. NCBI's taxonomy places the organism in Eukaryota, Metazoa, Arthropoda, Insecta, Thysanoptera, Thripidae. The record is from RefSeq and is a predicted model, not a curated record. Gene Ontology annotation, biological process: lipid metabolic process.
CUCUACAUGAUCGUCAAGCUCCUCAUCAAGGUGCUGCUGCCGGUGGCGCGCCCCUUGGUCUACGACGUGUUCUACGCCAUCGUGGGCUUCAAGAAGAACGAAACCUAUUUCGAACUCCCGAAUUUCUUGAACUCGAUCCCGACUGGUGGCUCCUGGGGCCAGAUCUUCCACUAUGUUCAAAAUGUGAACCCCAACACUCAAGGCAUCCGGCAGUACGACUACGGUGCCGCAAGGAAUCAGGAUGUGUACGGGGCGCCCGAGCCGCCGCUGUACAACUUGUCUGCCAUCCAGACGCCUACUCACCUCUACCUCGGACACAACGACAUUUUGUGCAGACCCCAGUGUUGCAGAAGCAGUAAUGCGAGAUUCUCAAGUGUCCACAUUCGCGUCCCGAUGCUGACUCCGAUGCGCGUGUCAAGUGGCGUGGGCGGCGUGAGCGGCACGGUGAAGCUGCUGGUGGCCAUCCUGGUUGUGUCCCUCAAGGCCCCGGCGGCGACGCCCUGGCCGUCGGGUGCGCUCGAGGUGGUGUCUGGGUUGCUUCGGAACGUGGGUUCCAAAGUGUCCGCUGCCGCCGCCACUACUCCAGUGAAAGAGGUGUCCGCCGCCGUCACCGCGCCAAUCACCGAGGCGUCCAGCGCCAUCGCUCGCACUACCGCCGACGUCGUCCUGGAGCAGCUGCUAAGAUGGCUGCCUGCGACCGAUGACAACGUCACCGCGAGUGAUCUGAUGGUCGACCUCGGGUACCCCAUGCAGACGCACUUCGUGACCACGCAAGACGGGUACCGGCUGCGCCUGGAGCGCGCGCCCAACCCCGGACGGCAGCCCGUCUUGCUGGCGCCAGGCUUGCAGCUCACCCCGGCUUGCUUCGUCCUACUCGGUCGCGGCAAGGCCCUGGCGCCUUUGCUUUACGACGCGGGCUUCGACGUAUGGAUGAUCAACUACCGUGGCACGAUCAAUUCGCGGGAGCACAUCAAGCUGUCAACAAAAAACGAGGAGUACUGGGACUUCAGCUGGCACGAGCAGGGCGUGUUCGACAACGCGGCCGCCAUCGACUACGUGCUGGCGCAGACCAGCUUCCCCUCCGUCAUGUACGCGGGGCACUCCAUGGGCGCCACGACGUUCAUGGCCAUGGCGGCGGCGCGGCCCGAGUACCAGCGCAAGGUGCGCGCUGCCUUCCACAUGGCACCGGCCGGUCCGAUGCACGCGCAGCGCAGCCCGGUGGUGGAGCUGCUGUACGUCCUCAAAAACGGCACGCAGCCCCUCGUGGAGGGCCUGGGCCUGCGCCGCACCAUGCGGCCGCUCUACAUGAUCGCCAAGCUCCUCAUCAAGGUGCUACUGCCGGUGGCGCGCCCCUUGGUCUACAGCGUAGUCUACUCCCUCGUGGGCUUCAAGAAGAACGAAACCUACCUUGAACUCCCGAAUUUCUUGAACUCGGUCCCGACUGGUGGCUCCUGGGGCCAGAUUUUCCACUAUCUUCAAGACGUGAACCCCAACACUCAAGGCAUCCGACAGUACGACCACGGUGCCGCGAGGAAUCAGGAUGUGUACGGGGCGCCCGAGCCGCCGCUGUACAACUUGUCCGCCAUCCAGACGCCUACUCACCUCUACCUCGGACACAACGACAUUUUAUGCAGACCCCAGGACAUGGCCUAUCUGCGCUCACAGCUGCCAAACGUCGUCAGUGUCCACUAUGACGAGGAUGCCACCUUCAACCACAUAGACUUCAUCGCAUCGAGAGCGGUCGGCGGCGGCAUGAACGCACGCAUCGUCGCCGACAUGCAGCGCUUGUACGGCCAAGCAGGCUAACAAGCCUAGCACGGCAUUUGAUGCAUAGCGAGCGACGAUUAAAUUCCUAAGAUUGAAUUCCUAAAAUCAAAUUUCCUUAAGUGUCACCAUGUGCCUCACCCUCCGUGUCACAGCGAAAUAAAAUAAAUAAGA